AUGGCCGAUGCCCCUCUCCUCCGACGUCUGAACGGUCGCCCGCAAGCCUGCGAUCCAUGCCGAGCGCGGAAAGUCGCGUGCGAUCACGGCCAGCCCACUUGUUCUCGGUGCAGGAAACGGGGAGAAGUCUGCGUCUACACCGUCUCGGAGCCAAAGACCAAGAAGCAGCGGCUUCGGUCUCCCAGCCGCGCUGCCACAGAGUCUACCUCGACUCCGUCACCCUCGGUCGCCCCAGGCUAUCUCGGCUUCACUAGUCACAAUGCUGUCUUUGAAGAGACCCGGAAUAGUCUAUCGCUUGUCCAUGGCCCUGCCUUGGAGAUCGAGCCGAGCCCGAGAAGGGCUCCGAGGGCGAGGGCCUCUGUUAUUGAGAUGCGGCCGCAUCUUCGUGAGAUGUGUCUCUUUGUCCUCCGUCGUCUUCCUGCAGCUCGGGAUGAUGUUAUGGCAUCAAGGCUUCACUGCCGAGCUGAUGACUGGACUAUGAAGGCCAUAGAGGAUAUUGUCAAUACGCUGUACCGAGAUUGGGGUGAGCAUCUCACUACUCGACGUGAUGAUCAGCUUGAAGAGCUCGGUUUAUAUAUCAGCAACAAUACUUCAAGACCCAUCCAAGACGAGCACUCGAGCGCGAAGGCGUGGACUGGUCAAUUCACUGGGAGCAACAUCCGAUGGGAGUCUAUCGGUUUGAUCUGGACAUACUGGGAUGGCGCUCCUGGCUUUGACGCUCCAGUUGUGGGCAAGUGUUUGGGAUAUUGCGUUGAUCUCGUUCGCCAUUUCACAUCUGGAAACGACAUUCUUCUAUAUCUUUGCUACCGAAAAGCUACCAUUGAGUCUCUCAUCACAGGCGAUGCUAGCUUGACUUGUUGGCGAUACUUCUCAGAAGCCGUGGCACUCUUGACAUUUCUCGGUCUUCACGUCGGCUCAGAGGAUGCAACCUACGUUCCCUCACUAUGCUCCGAACACAAGCGGCGCAUGGCAGCGCGUGUCUACAACAUUGAUAAAGUCGUGGUGUCCUUCACAGGGCGACCGCCCAUGCUCAGCCGUCGAUAUUUCUCACGUCCUCUCCCACUGGACAUAUCGGAUGAAGAUCUCAUGACAGGCGGCGAUGCCAUAAAGCGUGCGGUGCAGGCAUUGGAUGAGAAUGGAUUUUCUUCUGAUGGUGAUGUCCUUGGGGCAUCACUUAUACGGGCACGCGCACAGCUCGCGUAUAUCAAAGAAGAACUUCUCGAGAUGGCGCUUGCUAGCUGCGUGAAAACGACAUUUGGUAGUCUAACCGAACUCAAGGCUCGUUCUGUAAAAACGUAUGGCCGAUUCCCUCCGAGCCUUCUCUAUCAAUCCGACGAGCUCGACAAUCCGAACUGCGACGUGGAAAGAGUUUACUGCAAGAUUCUGAUCCUAUUGGAGCAUCUGCAGAAUCUUUUCUUUGCUGAGAGGCAGCUGCUUCGCCUGGGACAUGUCGAUGAAAAUCGUCUGCUGCCAAUUAGCUUUGAGAUGGUUACAUUGACACUCUUGUUUUGGACACAUCAGGAUCGCUUUUCUAGCAUGAGACGAGAUUUUGAGUGGCUUUUGAUGGCCUUUGCUGCGCCAGGAGGAGGUAUCCUCUGUCUCGAACUCCUACGACCAACCUUCCGCGGCACACAUCCCGAUUGUCCAAAAUUGAGUCGAUCUGCCAUCAUACAGAAACUAAGUCUUCUCAUCGGCUUCCUUGACUGGGUGCGACCGCCCGCGCCCAACGCGGAUCUCUGCGCAGACUGCAAGGCUGUCAUACAGGGUGUUCUUGAUCACAACCUCAACGCCCCGAUAGCGGGAGGCGCUGGACUUCAACUUUGA
Molecule: messenger RNA, 1824 nt
Organism: Fusarium sp. VM40
Lineage: Eukaryota; Fungi; Ascomycota; Sordariomycetes; Hypocreales; Nectriaceae
Source: the annotation of a GenBank genome assembly